Canariomyces notabilis is the source of this 1885-nucleotide messenger RNA. Its product is annotated as Dehydroquinate synthase-like protein. Bases 99 to 1673 code for a protein of 524 amino acids. NCBI's taxonomy places the organism in Eukaryota, Fungi, Ascomycota, Sordariomycetes, Sordariales, Chaetomiaceae. The record is from RefSeq and is a predicted model, not a curated record. The transcript has 4 exons. Gene Ontology annotation, cellular component: mitochondrion. Gene Ontology annotation, molecular function: metal ion binding; alcohol dehydrogenase (NAD+) activity.
UAGCUGGGAUUGUUCAAAGGGGUGUCACUCGCCCAAGUUGCCCUACACCUUCUUCAACCUCCUCACGUAUUCACCUCGAUCUCAUUUCCCCCGCUAACAUGUCGGCCGCAAUCCGCGUCGUGCCCAGCCGGGCAGCAAAAGCCACCUCCCUCCUGCGAACAAUCCAAUUCUCGCACCCCCCAUCCUGUCCCUGCCACGGCAACCCCUCCCAUCACCAUCACCACCACCAAGUCCAACAUAACCAUCCCUCCUUAUCAUCCCCCCCCUCUUCUCAAAGCAUUGUCUCCCGCUAUGCCAACCGCCACCACCCAUCAUCAUCAUUAUCAUCAUCGUCAUCAUCAAGGAGGGGAUAUGCCACGCCGCGGGACCCAGCGCAGCAAAAGGAGUACGCCUUUGAGAUGGCGGCCUCGUCGAUCCGGUUCGGCCCCGGCGUGACGCGCGAGAUUGGCAUGGACCUGACCAAUAUGGGCGCGCGCCGCGUGUGUGUCGUUACGGACGCCACCGUGGAGAAGUUGGAGGCUAUGCGGCAGGUGAGAGACGCGUUGGAGGCGGAGGGGUUGGAGUAUAGGGUUUUUUCGGGGGUGAGGAUUGAGCCGAAGGAUUAUUUCAUCAAAGAGGCCAUCGAAUGGGUGACACCUUACCAGCCGGAUGUAUUCGUCGCCGUGGGCGGCGGGUCCGUCAUGGACACGGCCAAGCUGAUGAAUCUCUACUCGUGCUAUCCCGAGGCCGACUUCAUGGAUUUCGUCAACGCACCGCUGGGCAAGGGACGGCCGAUCGACAAGAAACUGCGGCCGCUCAUCGCGGUGCCCACGACGGCCGGAACAGGCAGCGAGACGACGGGCACGGCCAUCUUUGACUUGGCCAGCCGCCGAGCCAAGACGGGCAUCGCCCACCGCAACCUCAAGCCCACGCUGGGCAUCUGCGACCCGCUCAACACACGCACCAUGCCCGCCGCCGUCAAGGCCAGUUCGGGUUUGGAUGUGCUCUGCCAUUCGCUCGAAUCGUGGACUGCUAUUCCGUUUAAUGAACGCGUGCCGAGGCCGAGUAACCCGAUUCUUCGCCCCGCGUACCAGGGCGCGAACCCGAUUAGUGAUAUCUUCUCGCUGAACGCGCUCAGGUCGACGGUCAAGUACCUGCCGCGGUCGGUCAGGGAUCCGGAGGAUCUGGAGGCGCAGAGUGAGAUGUUGCUUGCGUCUACGCUGGCGGGGGUCGGGUUUGGAAAUGCUGGGGUUCAUCUUUGCCAUGGCAUGUCAUACCCCAUCUCCGGCCAGAACCCAGGCUACAAGCAUGCCGGGUACGAGGUCGACUCGCCCAUCAUCCCGCACGGCGUGUCGGUGGCCGUGUCGGCGCCGGCCGUCUUCCGCUUUACGGCGGCCUCGAAUCCGGACCGCCACCUUGCCGCGGCCGAGGCGUUUGGCGUUGAUGUCAGCAAUGUCAAGCGGGAAAGCGCGGGCGAGGUCCUUGCCGACGCGCUCACCAAGUUCCUGGCUGACUUGGGCGACCAGCCGGCGGGGCUGAAGGCGCUGGGUUUCGGCCGCGAGCACAUUGAGGAGCUGGUCGACGGCACAAUACCGCAGGCCCGCGUGCUGAUGCUGGCCCCGGGACUGGCUAAGGAGCUUGAGCAAGAGAGGGAUCAGCUGCGGAGGCUGUUUGAGGAUGCGUUGGAGCAUUGACCGGGCUGGGCUUGGAGAGGGGAAUGGGUGGUGAAGGUCACAGUGCAUGCCGAGCUUGAAGUAUUGUGAGUUAUUCAUGUGAGCUAUGGUCAAUGGUGGGCAAUAUAUGUGGACCAAGGCCGUCGACGGACAUACAAUAGGGGCACUGUAUGUAGACAACAGUACACCCUUGAUCUGAACGUGUAAAUAAGAAUACAUACUAUUGAUCCCAU